AUGGAGACCCUGGAAGAAACUGAACUCUGCUUUCCACAACUGACCAACACUUCAUGCAGGAAGAUCCAGCGUUCUCACUUUGCAGCCAUUCCUAUUUACAUUAUAUUGUCUUCAAUCUCUCUGCUUACGGCAACUCUCAACCUGCUGGUCAUCAUAUCCAUUUCACACUUUAAGCAGCUCCACACUCCCACCAACCUCCUCCUCCUCUCUCUGGCUGUCUCAGAUUUCUUCAUUGGUCUCCUCAUGUUAAUUCAAAUUAUGCUCAUAGACGGCUGCUGGUACCUAGGUGACCUCAUGUGUGCUCUGGUUCUUGUUUUUGACUACAUUAUUUCUUCUGCCUCAGUCGGAAACAUGGUGCUUAUAUCUGUUGAUCGAUAUGUGGCUAUUUGUGAGCCUCUGCAUUACUCCACCAAAGUCACAGAAAAGAGAGUUCAAGUCUGCAUUUAUCUGUGUUGGAUAUGUUCUGUAAUCUUUCACAGUCUGGUUAUGAAAGAUAUCCUGAAACCACUUGGCCAGUAUAACUCCUGCAUCGGAGAGUGUGUAUAUUUGAUUCACUACAUUGCUGGAAUUGCAGAUCUUUUGUUAACAUUCAUUUUCCCCAUUACUGCCAUAAUAGUGCUGUAUAUGAGAGUACUGGUGGUGGCUGUGUCUCAGGCUCGUGCCAUGAGGUCUCAGAUUGCAGCUGUCCCACUCAAGCAAGUGAAAGUAACCGCUAAAAAAUCUGAGCUGAAAGCAGCCAGGACUAUUGGUGUUCUUGUAGUUGUGUUUCUAGUAUGUCUUUGCCCAUUUUAUUGUGUUGCUCUUACAGGCCAAGAUAACUUGAUGAAUGCUUCAUCUGCUGCGUUUUUUAUAUAUUUGUAUUACUUUAACUCCUGUCUGAACCCUCUGAUCUAUGCCCUUUUUUACCCCUGGUUCAGAAAAUCUAUUAAGCUGAUUGUUACACUAAAGAUCCUGCAGACUGACUCCUGUGAGGCCAACAUACUGUAG
Centropristis striata (black sea bass) is the source of this 987-nucleotide messenger RNA. Its product is annotated as trace amine-associated receptor 13c-like. Gene Ontology annotation, molecular function: trace-amine receptor activity. Gene Ontology annotation, biological process: G protein-coupled receptor signaling pathway. Lineage: Eukaryota; Metazoa; Chordata; Actinopteri; Perciformes; Serranidae. Gene Ontology annotation, cellular component: membrane. The transcript has 2 exons. The record is from RefSeq and is a predicted model, not a curated record. Bases 1 to 987 code for a protein of 328 amino acids.